This is a messenger RNA of Phragmites australis (common reed), 1572 nucleotides long. RefSeq names its product rhomboid-like protein 19. The coding region runs from base 208 to 1158 and encodes 316 amino acids. The transcript is spliced from 8 exons. Lineage: Eukaryota; Viridiplantae; Streptophyta; Magnoliopsida; Poales; Poaceae. Gene Ontology annotation, biological process: retrograde vesicle-mediated transport, Golgi to endoplasmic reticulum. The record is from RefSeq and is a predicted model, not a curated record. Gene Ontology annotation, cellular component: Golgi apparatus; membrane.
AGUCGAAACCCCAAACCCAACAGCCUGCUUUGCUUGCUCUGCACUCCCCGUUCUCUCCCCACUGCGGAGGGGCUUCCACUGCGAUUCCGAGGGAUAGAAAUCCAGCAGCUGGGCGGCCUCCCGAGUGACAAUUCGCUGCAGCAACUGCGCCCGCGCGAGCACGGUUCUGAUUGGCGCGGCGGAUCUUGUCGGGCUGCCACCGCCACGAUGAUGAGCAGCAGCUCCCCUCCGCCGCCGGCCUCGCUUCCCGCCGGGAGUUCAAGCUUAUUCAGAGGAUACACAAAGUUGUGCAAGGGCCUCGCCAUAAUAUUGCUCCUUGUGCACCUUUUAGUCCAGCUGUUUCCAUCGGCUGUUGCCUAUCUUGCGCUUAUUCCUUCAAGGACAAUCCCUUUUACCUGGAACCUGAUAACUGCCGGCUACGUCGAGCAAACAAUUCCUGGGGUGGUUGUCAGCAUUAUUGGCCUUCUUUCAUUUGGGAAGCUGUUAGAGCCUUUAUGGGGUUCAAAAGAGUUAUCAAAAUUCAUUUUUAUUGUCAACUUUUCAACUUCUGCAUGCGUCUUCAUAACUGCUAUUGCUUUGUACUAUAUAACACAGCAAGAGAGCUACCUCUAUACACCUCUUUCUGGAUUUUAUGGAGUUCUGUCAGGAUUGUUGGUGGGCAUUAAGCAGCUUUUACCAGAUCAGGAGCUUAAUCUUUUUGUCCUAAAGAUUAAGGGAAAGUGGAUUCCAUCUCUUGUUGCUCUGAUCUCGGUUGUUGUAAGCUUCUUCGUAAAAGAAUUGGUGUCUUACCUUCCAAUCUUGUUGUUUGGCAUUUAUAUGAGUUGGAUUUACCUGCGUUACUUCCAAAAGAGGCUUGAGACAGGCCUGAAAGGAGACCCGAGUGAGGAGUUCUCUUUCUCAAGCUUUUUCCCUGAAUUUCUAAGACCUAUUCUGGACCCAAUAGCUUCUAUAUUCCAUACGCUUCUUUGUGGAAGAUCCGAAAUAUCUGAUGGCAGGGGGCAGACAUUAGAUACCUCACCAUUGCCCGGUUCAGACUCAAUUGAGGCAAACCGAAGGAGAGAAAGGGGCCAAAGGGCGCUGGAGCAAAGAUUAGCUGAGAAGCUGGCUGCAGUCAGAAGUCCAGAGGGCACACCGCUAGAUGCCGCUGACAAAGUUUGAGUCUUCUAUGCAACGAACUGUGCAGUUUGUGAAUUCCCGGCGAUGCGUUGUCCCAAGUGAUUCCUUGAAUGACAGAACGAACGAGCGAAGAACAUGGAUUUCAGCAGCCCCGGCCGCACCGCCAUGUGCGUCAAUUUUCCCAUGUUUUCUCGUAGUUAUCAUCUGUAAUCAACUGACGAAGCACUAAGCACUAUACAGAGCAUGGCCAUGGUGACGCGGGAAUGCAAUGCUCCGUAGGACAAGAACUCUUCUAUGCUCUUUAUUUUUAUGUUUCUUUUUAAAUUUGGAGGUUGAUAGUAGUUCACAGCAACGAAACUGUCAGGAGCUUUUAGAGCUUAUGUUCGUUUCUCUUCUUAACCCACUUUGUUAGAACUAUGGUGACAACGACGUGAGAAAAUCUUUCCGCUUUGUAUU